UGCUAACUCCACCCUCCGAAAUAAGUGUGGUCGCCUCCGGCUAGGAGUGUAGUUCUUCUCUCUGUGCCGUAGCCUAAACUGCUCCGUGGCAGGAUCUGUCGGGAUAGCUCCUAGCAGAGGCCCAAUCACUCAGGAUGUACCGUUUCAUAGGUAUAGUAGUAUUAACUGUAAACCUUAUUCCUUACGGCUUCACGGACACUCCGAUUAAUUUAAAUGCCGGAUUAGAACCGUACGAUCUACUUUUCGACAAUGCAGUUGAAGCUUACUACAAGGGGGACUGGAUAUCCGUAAUCCUGAACAUGGAGCGGGCGCUUCGAAACAAGGGGACCGUCCGCCGUGUGAGGGCGCAUUGCCGGCUCUCUUGCGCCAACCAAACCGACUUUGGGGAGCCAGUGCCGGGCGUUGGCGUUCCGAUUCCCGGCAGCGGCUCUGUGGAGGAUCUCAGCUUUUUUCAGAAAAUUUUGAAACGGGCCGAUUGUGUGAAUUCGUGCGAAGGCGAGAAGCUGGGACACCCAUCACUUCACAAAAUCAGUGAAGCAGUGGAACUUGAGUUUCGGAAGAGGACACCCUAUAACUAUCUGCAAGUUGCAUACUUCAAGAUUAACAAGCUGGAUAAGGCAGUGGCAGCUGCCCACACCUUCUACCAGGCCAACCCAGAUCACUUGGAAAUGAGACAGAACCUGGACUACUACAGGAUGAUGGCUGGAGUUAAGGAGACUGACUUCAAAGACCUGGAAGCUAGGCCGCACAUGGAGGAGUUCCUGGAAGGAAAGAAGCUGUACAGCGCGGACGAUUUCGCCCCGUCGGUCGACCACUUCGAAGGCGCGGUGACGGAGUACUUCUCCGCCGACCUGGAGUGCAGGGCUCUGUGCGAAGGCGCCUACGACUACGACGGCUACAACUACCUGGAGUACAGCGCGGACCUCUUCCAGGCCAUGACAGAUCACUACAUACAGGUUCUGAACUGCAAGCAGAACUGCGUGGUGGAUCUGGCAACCCUGCCCGGCUCGGACAAAACGGUGGAGGACUUCCUGCCGUCCCACUUCAACUACCUGCAGUUUUCCUACUACAACACUGAAAACUAUGAGAAAGCCAUUGAGUGCGCCAAAACCUACCUGCUGUUCCACCCGGAGGACGAAGUCAUGGUACAGAACCUGGCCUUCUACUCAGCAACGCUGGGGGAGGACAAGGCUGCUGGCAUUACCGCGAGAGAGGUGGUGCAGCAGUACAUCAAGCAGUCCUUGCUGGAAAAAGAGCUGCUUUAUUUCGCUUACGAAGUCUUCGGCAUAACCUUUGUGGACCCGGACAAGUGGACCCCCGCUGACGUCAUGCCUCUAAAACUGAGAGAGAAACAGAAGGUAGAACGGGAAACAGCGGCACGGAUCACGGAGGAAAUUGGCAAUCUGAUGAAGGAGAUCGAGACCCUGGUGGAGGAGAAGAACAAGGAUUCGGGCGAGCUCUCCAAGGUGGUGCGAGAAGGCGGCAGUGUUCUGUAUGAUGACAUCACCGUCACCAUGACGUCCAAAAGCCUGAACGGGUCUCAGAGGGUGGUGCUGGAUAACGUGAUCACUGAGGACGAGUGCAGGGAGCUCCAUCGCCUUUCCAACACUGCUGCCAUGAUGGGGGACGGCUACAGGGGAAAGCCGUCCCCCCAUUCCUCCAGCGAGAUGUUCCAGGGAGUCACUGUCCUCAAAGCUCUCAAGCUGGGACAGGAGGGAAAGGUGCCCCUGAAGAGCGCCCGGCUGUUUUUCGAGCUCAGCGAAAAGGUGCGCAAGGUCCUGGAGUCCUACUUCCGCCUGGAGACGCCGCUCUACUUCUCCUACACUCACCUGGUGUGCCGCUCAGCCAUCGACGAGAAACAGGAAGGCCGGGAGGACCUCAGUCACCCCGUUCACGCGGACAACUGCCUUCUGGUGUCGGAGCUGAACGAGUGUAUUAAAGAGCCACCUGCCUACACGCACAGAGACUACAGUGCCAUCCUCUAUCUGAAUGAUGACUUUGAAGGUGGAAAUUUCCUCUUCACUGAGCUUGAUGCUAAAACGGUCACUGCGGUGGUCCGGCCCCAGUGCGGCCGGGUGGUGGGGUUCGGGGCCGGGAAGGAGAACCCCCACGGGGUGAAGGCCGUCACCAAGGGCCAGAGGUGCGCUGUCGCCCUGUGGUCACCGACCCCGACAGAGAGGUAUCUGACUCCUCCGACUGAACACAGUGAGAAAGAGCGGAUCCAGGCGGAGGACCUUCUGAAGAUGUUCUCCAGCCCGCUGGACGCAGAGUUCCAGAGAUCGCCAAGUGAGCCCAAGCCCAAGCCCGUGCAGUCCGACCAACCAGCUACGGAGACAGCGGAGCAGCCAAUCCCAGAGCCUGGGAAGCAGGUCGAGCCCGUGCAGUCUGACCAAUCAGCUACUGAGACAGCAGAGCAGCCAAUCCCAGAGCCUGGCAAGCAGGCUGAGCCCGUGCAGUCUGACCAGUCAGCUACUCAGACAGCGGAGCAGCCAAUCCCUGAGACUGGCAAGCAGGCCAGUGAACAGGGUGAUAAACAGGCUGACCAAUCAGCGGAUAAAGAAGCUAGCCAAUCAGCUGACAAAAAGGCUGACCAACCGACAGACAAAACAGACAGCCAGUCAACAGACACAAAGGUUGACCAACCGACGGACAAAAAAGACACCCAGUCAACAGACACGAAGGCUGACCAACCGACAGAUAAAAAAGACAGCCAGUCAACAGGCACAAAGGUUGACAAGCCAACAGACAAAAAGGAACAACCGAAAGACAAAAAAGAGGUCAAGAAACCGGCCCCCAAACAGGCCGCCAAACCGAAGCAGAAGUCGGCAGAAAAAGCGGACGGCAAGCAGAAGGUCAAACAGUCGGACAAAGCCAAGGCGAAAGCGGCGGAGAAAAAGGACAAGCCGGCCGCCAAGAAGAACGCGGACGCGAAAAAGGACAAACCGCCAGUCAAGAAGGCCGCCGCGGACAAGAGCGGCGGCGGCGGCGGCGGCUCGGUCGCCAAGGCAACCGACGCGAAGCAGCGGCCGAAAGCCAAGAGCUCUGAGCCGCACAAAGACUCGCAGGAGCGCAGGACCGAGGCCAGCUCGGCGGCGGACUCUGAAAAGGACAAGGACGAAUUAUGAGAGAACUCCUGCGCUCAGUUUAUUUUUAAAUACACUUUUGGUUUUGGGGGGGGGUGUUUGUUUGAACGAGGAUGAGUGGAAUUGUUACAAGUGCCUUUUUGAAUUAGCUACGAAAGGGGUUGAAAGGACCACCAUGGGCAAAUACUGAAAUGAUAGCCAUAUCCUGAGCUGUAAGCAAACUGUAUAUAUGGCACAGAAGUGAACGUUGGGUUUUGUUCAAAGAUAUGCUGCCUUUUAAGGUACUCAAUAGUAUUUCUAAUACCAUAUAUUUUCAUUUUAGAAUUGUUUUAAAACUUUUAUUUUUGUUUUUAUACAAUGACCACAUGAGUAUAUUGAGAUGCUCUCUUACCCAGGGAAAGAAAAUGUAAUGAAUAAAAUUAGAUUUUUCUUUUUUAAAUAACGCUGAACAUUGCUUAUUUUUAACAAUGGCAAACAAACGUGUUUUCUUUUCAACUUUAUAGGGUGCAGUAAAUAUGGCAACAGAUAUCUACAGAAAUAUACCGGCGUAGAUGAUUUCCACAUAUAUUCAGUCAUUAAAUUAAAUAAUUCCUGUCAGAAAAUGACUGCGUUGCCUAUAUUGGCCACUAGAUGGCAGGAGGGAAUCACUAUUGUCGCUCCUGAUUCUCGCACUCUUAUUCCCGUCUCUCCUAAUGAAGAUGCAGGCCACUUUGGGUUCAUGUUCUUACUGAGCUGAUGUAGAGAUGUGAAGAAAGACCUGGUUUGCAAAAUGUAUUGUUCAUUUUUGUUCCUUGCCAGUAUUAGUGUGUGGUAACGUGGAGAAAAUUGCCUGUGGACUUAUGCAAUAAUCUGUUCUGGCAAGCAGAGGUGACGUAUGUUCUUUGAGACCCUCAAGCCCCAAAAUGGCCACCCAUUGGGUUAUAAAACCAGGUCAGCCAAGCUCUCUGGGAAUUUGAAAUGCCACAGACUACAAGUUUUUCUGUUUGAAGGGUGAUGUCACUUUUUCUGUUUAGCUUUUUGGUUUAUUUGUUUUUGUUUUGUUUUUAUGUAAAAUGAAAAUUGAUUUGUGCUCACAUGACAACAAUGGACCUGAAAAGUAUGCAAAAUUAGAAUUUCUAAUUUUCUUCAAUGGAAAUAAAUGUGAACAUUUUUUGUAAAGAAAUGAAA
This is a messenger RNA of Anguilla rostrata (American eel), 4250 nucleotides long. RefSeq names its product prolyl 3-hydroxylase 1 (gene p3h1). Bases 135 to 3125 code for a protein of 996 amino acids. The record is from RefSeq and is a predicted model, not a curated record. Gene Ontology annotation, biological process: collagen metabolic process. The transcript has 15 exons. Gene Ontology annotation, cellular component: endoplasmic reticulum. Gene Ontology annotation, molecular function: procollagen-proline 3-dioxygenase activity; iron ion binding; L-ascorbic acid binding. NCBI's taxonomy places the organism in Eukaryota, Metazoa, Chordata, Actinopteri, Anguilliformes, Anguillidae.